GAUCUUCUCUUCGGUAAUAACUUUGUGUUCGUUAGACUGUACUAGUUCACUUUUUCAAAGUAAUGUUUGUUAGGUCUUUUGAGGCUACUUCUAGUCGAGCAAUGAUCCAAUUGGAGAAGCAAGCGGCUCUUUGUCGUCACAUUUCCCUUGGGACCAAGAACAAGCUUCAAAGAAGAAGAAGGAAAGGACAACUCGCAAUCUCAGUUACAAUGGCUAGUUGGAAAGCUUGUUUAAAGCCAAUCGAUUAUUGGAUUUCACCAACCCAACGACCACUGCCGGGGGAUCCCUAUAUCUUCUCUCAGAUUAAAGUCUUCAAUCAAACGGAAUGAAAGCAGGAGAUUUAUUAGCAUUAGUAGCUUUGGGACGAUAGACUCAUGAGAUUAGACCUCAUGAUGGGCUGUAAGCUCUAUUCCUACUUUUAUUUUCUACUCCCAUGGAUCGCUAACAAGACUUCACCUUCGAAAGUGAUCUACGACCGGCUCUUCGAAUCAGUCGCUGAGGAAUGACAGGUUGAACUAUGUCACUGCGCACACCUCCUAUCCCACAAAUUGAGUGAGUGUUCUUAGCCAUCCCUCAACCGGAGGGGGAAGGGAUGAUGGUGGAACCCCCCACCAAUGCUCCUAUAGUACCCGCAAUUAAUACCUGUCGAGGACUCAUCAGUCAAGCGGAUAGCAUUGCCUUUUUUUUCUUGUUACUUUUUUUACUCACUUGCUAACAGCGCUAGUCGCCUCUUACUUUAUGUGUAUACAUAGGAAAUGUCCUUUCAUCUCCUUAUCCAGUACUGACGCCGCUCUACUUCAGUCUCAAGGUUACCGCUCGACCUUCUCUCCUGCAUAGGUAUGGCGCAUAGAAAGGAUUCGCUCUUGACCUUAAUGAGAGUUACUAGCCCGACUGACUCAUAUCUAUCGUAAAAGGCCUCCCCACUAUCAUGCGAAAGGGAUCAGCUACUCCUUGAUUAUUUGCUUAACUGGAAAGUAGAGACUUCUCGCAAUCCGAAGCGAUAAAAUCCCCGGCUUUCGACCUGGACCAGUUCUUCAAGGACCCCAUUACGGCGCUCUCUUGUUGAACUGAUAGAUUAUCUCUUCCAUUCUUCAAUUAGAUUCUGGACAAAAAGAAUUCCCUCCAGACAGAGCUCCAAUUUUUCUCUCAUGCAAAGUUCUCUCGCGAACUCCGCCGCUCCUACGGCUCCGGAGUCUGACCAACUUAUCCGUAGCACUAAGAAAUACAAACGGCACUUCAGUGGGGUGCCCCGUAUCCCUGAUUCCGGUGAAAAUGCUUCUGUCUCACGCUCUCCGUCAGAUGUUCAGCAAGCUUCAGCUGGGGGUCGAAACCCUAGUAGGCUCUCUUUCAAAGAGAUUGUUGCCGCGGGUAAGAAUCUGCCUCCCUUUUAUGAAGGGGGAGAUGAGGAUCGUGAAGCCGAUAUCAAUUGGUUGAGAUCUUUUUCCGAGACUCGACUUCAGAACUGCGUGGAUUUUAAAAGUUCUCAAUGGCUCAAGAUGGAACUCUCUCUGGAUGAGAGGAUUUAACAUUGGCUCCCUUGGAGAAAAGCUGUUAUUGUGAAACCGUUAGGAAUAAAUUUGAGUUACUUCUUUCUUUAUUAGAAACUUAAUGAUCUAUGCAAGCCUUUUUUUUCCUUUUGAGUUGAGAGAUUUCACUAUGGGAUAUUAUUUCGUUCGGUUCCGUUCAAAGGAAGAUUAUGACCGGGUACUUCACGAGGGGCCUUGGAUGAUGGCUUCGUCGUCAAAUACGAAGCCGCAGUCCAAGAAGAGCUUCGCGGCGGUGGCUAUGGAGUCGACAUUGCCGAAAAAACAGGAGACUAAGGGAGCGAGAAAGUCGGAACCUAAUCAAAAAAAAAUAUUCAGAAGAGUUCAUUAGGAGAUGCUGAUCCCAAAAUUCUCGGGAGGGAUAGUGCUUUUAUUUUUGGUGCUGAUAAAGGGAGGAAACUAAUUUCUGGAUCUCGUUUUACCCCUUUGGAAUCGGAUAGUGGUGAUAUGGUUACAGAUUCCUCGGCAAAGACUCAGGACCAACAUUUGAUUGUUAAAAAAAUAUAUAAUUCCUCUCCCUCUCCCUAUCGGUCGAGCAACUUCGUUCCUUCGGGCUCAUAUAUUCUAAACCUUCGGGGGAACUCAAACUAAAAAGAAUCGAAGGACAGAGAUUGAAGAAUUACUUCAUACUUCAGCUGUCUAUCCUUUUGCUGGAUUGGGACUAAUGAAUUCGCUUACAAUCUUAAAAAGAGAGCUAUAAAGACAGAUUGUUCUGUCUUACUAAGUACUAAGCUAAGGAACCGAGCAAGGUGCGGAGUCUCAAUCACGUGUACGACGGUCGACGGGAGAAAGGGAAGCAGAGCAGCAAGCACCAUAGUCCGGAAAGAAUAGAAUGUUAAUGCUCGAUAGUAAGGAUUGUCUGAUGCAUGUAGGGAAACAUCCCGAAUCAAGGGAUUUAGGCUAUCAAAAGCUAUUUUUUAUUCAUAUACGCGGGAUCUUCGAUUUCUUACUCUAACCUGUUUGUUGAUCGGCUUUUCUAUAUGGUGGUUCUGUAUACCGGAGCAACUGCUCGUAACCCCGACAGCUCUCUCCGCGCCAGAUCUAAAACUACUUUUUAGGGUGGCAAGGGAGACUUUUGAGAAUCAUGUUUGUAGUAGUCAUCAUGUCCCAAGCCGCAAACUCAAUGAUACAGGGCGAGGAUAAAGAGUGCAAGAGAAGGAGCUGACAGCCAUAGUUCAUUGCCUAAGAACACGAUCUAAAUCUAAUAGAUUCUUGUAUCGAGUAGUUGGAUCAUAAGAGUCUCUUACCAUACAAAAAAAUGGCUGCAUGCGCUGCACCUUUCGUCACUGAAGGAGCUAUCUUCCCCGGCAACAGAGUUGGAUAGAUGCCAUAGUGAGGAGUAGUCCCGACCGUUAUCCCCAUUCCCUUCCUCUACUUGAAUGAAAUAUUCAAUUCUCU
This is a messenger RNA of Linum trigynum, 2942 nucleotides long. The record is from the annotation of a GenBank genome assembly. Lineage: Eukaryota; Viridiplantae; Streptophyta; Magnoliopsida; Malpighiales; Linaceae.